AUGUCCACUGCGGCUGAAGAACACACAGUGUGGAUCGGGUUCAUGGACAUCGUUCCUGUCAUCGGGACGGUAAAAGAGGCAGUGGAGCUGGUGUUGGCUCUGUACGAAGGGAAUAAAGCGGUGAUAAAGGAGAAAGAGAAGGCCGUUGAAUACAUUAAGUUGACUCUAUCUGAUAAACCAGCAGCAGCUGCAGCUGAAUUUUCUGGACUCAGAAAUGUGACAGAGGUCAGAAAGGAAAUGAUUAUUGAACAUAUGGUCAAAGGUUCCAAAAGGGGAACAAAAACUCCAACUCCAGCUCAGCAGAAAGAGAGACAGAAAAAAGUGGAGGAUAUUAAGAAAGACAUGUUAGAAAAGAUCCUUAUCAUCAAUCCAAACUUCAAUCACGAGCUGAAGGAAGAACUGGGAAGGCCAAAAAGAGGGGAACAUGUCUUCAACAAUGGCAUUCUUAGAUUUCAUUUCAAUGUGCUGACUGAUUUUAUACAAAGCCAUCGUAUUUCUAAUCUACGAGGAUAUAAUCAGCAGGCAAUGGAUACAUUAGGCAGACACACACUUCCUCAAAACACAGAAACAGAUAUUCAGACAAACAUGGUGGUUCACUUUGGUGAGGAUGAAUUCUACGUGAAUGCGAAUAGAGUGAUGUAUGGUGAAUAUUGCAGAGCACUGCGUGGUGCUUUGAUAGAUGUGCUACGCCGCAUAAACCCAGGUGAUGUGACAGAAGAGGAGAGACAAAAGGUGAAUUUUGUCAUAGAUAAUAUGAAUAAUCUUGAAAUCUAUGUGGACCAACUGGCAAAGGUCAGGUGGAUAGACAGACAAAGUAGACAGGCCCGGUUUGAACAGGUAAGACAGGAAGUUGCGAAUAUGUACAACACAGCUCGUGGGUUUGACUGGUGCAUUCGCAUUCUGCAUGAAGUUGCACCUUUGUUUGAACAUGGACAGUGAGUUUAUUUCUCCUGUUCAGGGUUGCCAGGUUUCCUUU
Messenger RNA from Sinocyclocheilus anshuiensis, 976 nucleotides. RefSeq lists its product as uncharacterized. The transcript is spliced from 3 exons. The record is from RefSeq and is a predicted model, not a curated record. Lineage: Eukaryota; Metazoa; Chordata; Actinopteri; Cypriniformes; Cyprinidae. The coding region runs from base 1 to 939 and encodes 312 amino acids.